This is a messenger RNA of Rattus rattus (black rat), 747 nucleotides long. It is a transcript of the gene Klk12, whose product is annotated as kallikrein related peptidase 12. The coding region runs from base 1 to 747 and encodes 248 amino acids. The record is from RefSeq and is a predicted model, not a curated record. Gene Ontology annotation, molecular function: serine-type endopeptidase activity. Gene Ontology annotation, biological process: proteolysis. The transcript is spliced from 6 exons. Lineage: Eukaryota; Metazoa; Chordata; Mammalia; Rodentia; Muridae.
AUGAAGCUCAACAUUCUCUUGCUCCUAUGUGUUGUGGGCCUCAGUCAGGCAGACAGGGAGAAGAUCUAUAAUGGCGUUGAGUGUGUGAAGAACUCACAGCCUUGGCAGGUGGGGCUGUUCCAUGGCAAAUACCUGCGCUGUGGUGGUGUCCUCGUGGACCGCAAGUGGGUCCUUACGGCUGCUCACUGCAGUGGGACGAGGUACAUGGUGCGCCUUGGGGAACACAGCCUCUCCAAGCUGGAUUUGACGGAACAGUUGAGACUCACCACCUUCUCCAUAACACACCCCAGCUAUCAUGGUGCCUAUCAGAACCAUGAGCAUGAUCUUCGACUCCUACGGCUGAACAGACCCAUCAGCUUGACCUAUGCUGUCCGGCCCGUGGCCCUGCCCAGUUCCUGUGCACCCACUGGGGCCAAGUGUCAUAUAUCAGGAUGGGGUACUACAAACAAGCCAUGGGACCCAUUUCCAGAUCGGCUCCAGUGCCUCGACCUCUCCAUUGUCUCUAACAAGACGUGCCGGGCCGUAUUUCCUGGAAGAGUGACAGAGAACAUGUUGUGUGCAGGUGGAGAAGCUGGGAAGGAUGCCUGUCAGGGUGACUCUGGAGGACCCCUGGUAUGUGGAGGGGUUCUUCAAGGUCUGGUUUCCUGGGGCUCUGUUGGGCCUUGUGGUCAAAAAGGCAUCCCAGGGGUCUACACCAAGGUCUGCAAAUACAUGGACUGGAUCAGAGUAGUCAUCAGGAACAACUAA